AGCUGUCUUCCUUAGUUUUCAUACGUUAUACACAAACAACUCCCGAGGGAACAACACACGUGUAGUUUCCCUCUUCAUAGCGCUCUUCUUUUUUUUUUCUCUCUAUCCAUUUGCGUAUCACAACUCUCGCUCCGCACUUCUGCGUGGCUAACUGUGAAGGCUGUUUUUUGUGUACCUUGCAUCAAAUCGCGUAGUGAACAGAAUCUCGCUCGUACUUCGUUCUCCUAGCCGUGCGACCACCGUAAAACUCUGUAGGCGCGUAAGUAGAACGACGUUGUAGAAGUGAGCCGACAGAAAAAACCCUUUCGCAACAUUAACAAGGAGCGUUUUAUUUGUUUUCCUAUUACCAUGAGCACCUUUCAGCACUCCUGGGUGAGCGUGUUUGGCGCGGAUGAGGUGGUGUACGACGUCCCCAGCAAACUCGUCACGGAGCUUCCUGCCCCGGCGACGACGACGAGCGACGACAGCGUGGACGCAGGUGUCCCGACGGUCGCUAGCGUGACGACCCGUCUCACCAAGAAGUUUGAAGGGGAUGGCUGGAAGGACCUCGUCGCGACGGUGCCGUCGCUGCUGCGCCAGACUUUUGUGUGCGAGGCGAGCAUCGCCCUGGACGUGCCGCAGGAAGCCAUCUCGGACGUCCAGUUCCGCCUGGGCAGCCUCUAUGUGACUUUCCACGUCACCCACGACGACGACAUCAGCCAGGAGGAGAUGGACCGCCGCAUCGAGGAAUACCCUUUUCGGGAGAUGCUCCGGCUGUACAACCAGCGCGACGGCGCACCGGACGGCCUGGACGCGGCGUUGCAGCGGCUGAAGGAUAUGGAGAUGGAACUGUCGGAGAAGGAGCGCGCAUUGGAGAAGGAGCGUGCGGCACGCGAGGCGAGCGCCAAGGACCUGGAGAGGCAGCUGGAGGCGCUCAAGGACGAGGUGGAUGGUCCGAUUGCGCAACGCGAGCAGGAGUUGCUGGCGCAGCUCGGCAAGGAGCAGGCCGGCCGCAAGAAGGCCGAGAGCCAGGUGAAGGCGUCGGAGGAGCAGGCAAAGAAGCUGAUGGAGGCGCUCAAGCAGGAGAAGCUCCGCGCGGAGAAGCAGGCGCAGCGCCACAACGACCUGAUUGCGGCCAUCAUUCAAGAAAACAAGAAGGAGAAGGAGGCAAAGGAGCGGGAGUACAACGAGCAGAUGGAGGUGAAGGACUACAUCAUCGAGAACCUCAAGUCUCAGCUGCGCACACACACCUCUGCCAGCGCAUCGCCGCGGAAUAGCAUCAUCGACCCCGACCAGUCAGGCGAGUUUAGUCGCCUGAUGGAGCGGAUGGAGGACAUGGCGCAGGUGCUGCAGCGAACGCAGGAGAAGGAGUCCGAGGCACGGGCGCAGGUCCAGCGACUGUCCGACGCGCUCAAGCAGUCCGAGGAGGCCCGCCAGGCGGAGUCCGUCUCGUACGACAACAACGUGACGGCACUGACGCAGCAGCUGAACUCGUACCGAGACACGAAGCUCGCCGAGGAGCAUGAGCGCCGCGCCAAGGAGGACCGCCAGCGCGGCCGCGGCACCGUCAGCGACGCCAUGAAGGAGAACGCCACCAUCGUGCGCCAGUACACGACGAGCCUGGAGAACCUCAUCAGCUCCCUGCAGGACCGCCUGAACGCGCUCAACGAGGAGUACGGUGGCUACCUGCACGAGGCCGAGGAGGAGGUGACGAGCCAGCGCCGCAUCCUCGCGGACCACGAGGAGGACAGCCGCGAGAUCCGCCAGGUCUUCCGCUCCACCUCGCUGGGUCUGCAGAAGAUCUACUGGGGCACCCGCGAGCCGCAGGCGCAAGAGAUCAUUGGGCAACUGGACUCCGCCGCCGGCAGGGCCGAGACCUCCAGCGCCGCGGUGCGCGUGGCCAUCGCCAUGCUCGACUCCAAGGCGAGCGCCUUCAAGGACAACAAGGACUGGAUGGAGCAGCACCAGAAGAUGAUGCGGGAGCUGCUCGUGUCGCUGCGCCAGCUUACGCAGAGGGCGCUUGACCGCCAGCGAACGAUGAUGGACGACGCGGUGGCCGCCGCUGCGCAGAAGUAA
Molecule: messenger RNA, 2055 nt
Organism: Leptomonas pyrrhocoris
Lineage: Eukaryota; Euglenozoa; Kinetoplastea; Trypanosomatida; Trypanosomatidae
Exons: 1
Coding region: 349-2055 (568 amino acids)
Source: RefSeq, a predicted model, not a curated record